Vigna radiata var. radiata (mung bean) is the source of this 2013-nucleotide messenger RNA. RefSeq lists its product as uncharacterized. NCBI's taxonomy places the organism in Eukaryota, Viridiplantae, Streptophyta, Magnoliopsida, Fabales, Fabaceae. Bases 328 to 2013 code for a protein of 561 amino acids. The record is from RefSeq and is a predicted model, not a curated record. The transcript has 6 exons.
GUCUUACAGGGUGUUUUUAGAAACACAUUUCAAAUUGCCCUCUUGGCGGUUUCAUUUCAGAUUCUGCUCUUCCUCUGUUGCUUCUCCAUUUCUUCACUUUUUCUCCACCAUUUUCGUCACUCUUUCCACCAUUGCGUUCAGUCUCUCUCGACCAUUGCUUUGACUAUCGCCGGAUUGUCUCUUGGUCUCUCCACCGAAAGACAUUUCCCGCUUUGUUCGUCUGUCCCUGUUUUCGUUGGCGGUAUUUUUCCCUUUAUGCAAAGUUUCGGCUUUUCACAGUGUCGAGGUGAAUUUGUGAUUUGAGUGUUUACUGGAGUUGAUACAUAAAUGGAAGGAUCUAAGUGCAAUUGGCGCCUCCGAACAUGGAUGGAAUCAUCCUAUAUUGUGGAGAUGAAUGCCUUAUUACGAGAUUCCCAUUGUAGGCGCAUCUCGACCACUCCAUUCAAGUGGUGUUUGGACAUGGUUAGACCGUUAGACAUAUCUCGACCAUUGCUGAAGGAGAUGUUGAGCCGGUGGGUUGGGAUGAAUAAAUCUUUUAUAGUUAGACAACAAAUGGUGCCAUUUAAUGUUGUGGAUGUAUUAAUGAGUUUAGGUUUAGGAUUGGGGGGUUUAGAUGUGCCUUAUGAUGAAUCAGUAUGUGGUCUUGUAGGUGAAAUGUUUAAUUCCAAAACAACAACUUUGAAAGACCUUAUAAAUAUGUUUAAAGUCAUUGUAGACAAUGAUGAUACUGAGGUAGAUGUUGUUUGUAGGUUGUAUUUAUUAGUGUGUUUUGUUGUUUUCUAUUUUCCUAGGAAGUCUAAGUUUGUAUCUAACAUGCCUUGUAUAGUGUUAGAUGACUUAGAUAGUUUGGAUCAUUAUGAUUGGACAAGUGCUGUACAUAAAUAUAUAGUACGUAGUUUAAAUAAAUGUAGUACUAAAAUACUAAAGGGAAGGAUCGUUGACUCGGUGAGUAUUAGUGGCAAUGUUGCUGUGUUGCAGCUUUGGGCCUUUGAACGCCUUAAGUUACAUGCCCGUGCUUCUGAUGUUUCCUUCCCCCGAGUCCUACAAUGGUCUUGUUUUAAAUUAAGGUCAAAGAAAAUACAAUUGUUGUUUCAGACAAAAGAUAUAUAUUGGGAUUGGUACCUAUGUGAAGCGGACCGUAGAAACCCUCUCAUCCGCGCUGCUUUCCAUUUGGAUGAGAGAGCAAGGGCUGAAGGACCAAUCCCCAAAGGAGGAAGUGGUGAAGGAGAUGCGGACAACUGGAAAAAUGUCGUUAUUGAAAAAUUGAAUAAAAACAACACCAAGAUAAAAAAGCUGAAAGAAAGAAUUUUGGCUCUUAGGAAGGAACUUGAUGGGCGAAAGGCUGCAAACUUCGAAGAGAAGCGUCCUUCAUUUAAUGAUUUUGGUGCUGAUGAUGAAGUUGAGGUGAAUGAGGAAGCUCCAUGUGAACCUCAAGAGCAUCCACGAGAUGUUAUUGACAUUGAAGAUGUUCCUUCCGGUUUUCCUCCCAAACUUGGGGGCACUGUGUAUUCUGGAAAAUCCAGUGAUGAUGCUUCAAAUGCUAGGAAAGAUGGUUUCAAAGACAACGAAAAUAUUGAUGCUGAAGUUCUAGUAAGAUGUAAAAAUUUGUCCAACCAGAGUUCUUCAGCCCCUACUGCAGAUUACAAAAGUGCUAAAAGGAUGUCACCACAGGCAAAACUGGUUGGGAAAGAUACUGUUAAACCAUUGAUUUUGAAGGAAGAUGUUGAAGAUGCAAAUGGGAGCAAAGAAGCAAGGCUGUCUAUUGAGGGGGUGAGCCUAUCUGGGGCUCAAGGUGAAAGCUAUAAUUGUGUAUCAGGAAUAAAUGUAAUAGAUCUUGAACAGAGAAUAAAAAAACUGAAGACAAAAGAUAGCAAAAUUUGGUCACUGUUGAAAAAAUUAUUAGCUUAUCAAACCAAAACCUUACUACUUGUUAACAUGUAUUUCCUUUUAUAUAUACUUGCAGAAUUUAAUGACAUGAAUGUUCAGAAAAACAAGUUUAACAUGAUACUAUAG